AUGAUUUUGCUGUGCAUCUUCAUCCUACUGGCUUUGGGCAGGCCUGUACAUGGCUUGUGCGGAGAGAUCUGUGGGCUCCGGCCCAUGAGUUCGUUUUUCAGCUCGACACGCAUCGUGGGUGGCACAGAUGUCCUGCCAGGGACUGGGUCCUGGGCUGGAAUUGCCAGUAUCCGCCCUGUCUGGCAACCACCAGUAUCUGUGCACGUCUGUGGAGGGACCCUCAUCAGCCCACAGUGGCUCCUCAGUGCUGCCCACUGCUUUGUCAACAUCUCAAUUCCCCUCAACGAGUGGGCCGUGGUGCUUGGGGCCACUUCGCUGGCUCAGACAGGCUCUGGGGUGGAAGUGCGCCGGAUUAAGAAGCUGAUCAUGCACGAGGACUACGUUCCUAAACUUGAGUUCAAUGACGUCGCCUUGCUGGAACUGGACCGGCCAGUCCGGUGCGGCACCACCAUUCAGACCGCCUGCCUGCCUGGUCCCACAGUGAAAGUGUCRCAGCUGAAAAACUGCUACAUUGCUGGCUGGGGUGACAGGAUUGUGAAAUCUUCAGGUAGAGACAUCCUGCAGCAGGCGAAGGUCUCUCUCGUGGAUAUGAAGCUGUGCAACAGUAGUGAAUGGCUCCAGGGGUACGUCCAUGAAUUCCACGUGUGUUCUGGGCAAGGCGGCAUAGGCACCUGCCAGGGUGACAGCGGGGGGCCUGUUAUCUGCAAAGAYAACCGUGGUGACUUCUACUGGCAAGUUGGCAUAACCAGCUGGGGAGUAGGCUGUGCUAGACCUAAACGGCCUUCGGUCUCCAGCUCCACUCAGUACUACUACGACUGGAUCCUGACCAAGAUAGGAAUGAAAAUACCAACAAUUGCUGCAGUGCCAGCCCAACCCUCCACCCCUCUACAGACGCUACCUCCAAAACCAAYGCAACCCUGUCCAUUUCCACGUGAGAAGCUGCAGCAAUUCUUUAGUCUGCUGAAGGAGCUCUUGGAGUUCCUAAAGAAAAAAAUGUUUUGA
Molecule: messenger RNA, 1002 nt
Organism: Malurus melanocephalus (red-backed fairy wren)
Lineage: Eukaryota; Metazoa; Chordata; Aves; Passeriformes; Maluridae
Product: acrosin-like
Exons: 5
Coding region: 1-1002 (333 amino acids)
Biological process (GO): proteolysis
Molecular function (GO): serine-type endopeptidase activity
Source: RefSeq, a predicted model, not a curated record